UCGCGUCCGUCUCGGGCUGCAACUUAUUUCAGGAAACUAUGGAGCUGUACAAGAGAAUGCCCGCGAGCGCGUACGCCGGAUUGUAUCGUCACGGUGAGCUCUGCUCUAAUUGCGGGCACGAGGAGAUGCCGCGUGGCACCACGGUACACAGGAGGAGAACGAGAAAUUAUGAGAAGCAUUGUCCCUCGUGCCACUGCCCGCCCGAGAGACGAAGAUUCUCUUCGCCCGGUAGACCGAGAACUUCGGAAAACGUGGAAGCAAUGAUAAAUCGAUGUGAGCGCGUCUUCGCGGAGCCGAUGAGCUCGCAGGCCAUCAAGAAGUCGCAGAGCAGUCCUCUGUCGCAGAAGCUAUGCUGUCACGAGUGUCAACCGGAUGUUCGCUCUUGUUAUCCCAGACGGCCGCUGCAGACCCGCCAUCAGCGAAGAACCGAGCGCGAUAGAUAUCCGUUCAGGAUGAAGGGAGAUGCCGCGAACGCGGAACUGACGAACGAAGAUAUCGCGGUUUGCUCCAAGUACGCGCGAGCGGCACCCGUCAAGAGCUCGCUGAAGAAACACAAUCGUUGCAGACAGCCUGAGAGAUCGCCAGACGAGCAGGAAUGUUCCGAGAGCGAGGUGUCGAUGAAGUGUAUCCCGCGCGUUCUCCAGUCGAGGACGUUGCGCGUGCCAGAUCCUGGACCGAGGCGUCGUUACGUCGGCAACGGGGACGGUGACGACGUCGCGGUGGCGAGGAACGAGAGCGACGUCGAGUUGGAGAAACUCAUCAUGGCCCUGCCUUCACUCGAUCAUCUAGAGAGGCCGAAGCAAGGCGACGGCGAGGCGACAGUGACGAUGAGCGAGGACGACAAGAGGCUCGAGCGACGGAGAGCCGACGUCGCGAGAACGGCGAAAUCGAGAAAGCUCGGGGACGUCGCCUCCCGUUGCGUGGAGAGUAGGUCGUCCGCGCUGAUCGAUCAGUCAGUCAACAGAUCCACGAGGGAAUCCGCGCAUCUAACGAAGCUGGAUCUCCACGCGGCGAAAACUCGCAUUUUGGAAUCGAUCGAUCGCAUGCUCGGGACCAUGGACAACGCCAAAAACGACGCGCCUGUGCAGCAGGAGCAAACGGAGCCGGAGACCCUCGAGAAGAUAACUCGCGAACUCCAGGAGAACGGCUGGCAGUUAUUGUUCAACGGCCUGACGAUCCGUAGAGACUCAGUGGACCCUAGCAGGCGAAUUGUUCGUCUCGAAUGUCUGAAUCACAUUCGGCAGCAACUCGACAAACUCUACGCCCUCGAGUCGACUCUGGACAAUUGUCCGCCCAAGCUGCAGCCUCUGUCGAGCCGCGAUAUGCCGCGCAACGAGGAGCGUCAACAGACACAGCAUCAAUUAGAGCAGAAGACUACGGAUUCUUGAGCCACGCCGAAAGCCCGCGCGUAUUCUUCGUUCAAGCCACCACCAUAAAUUCGCGAGGACCCACGCGUCGAUUGUGCAAUAUAUUAUUAUAUUUUAUAUUUAUAUAUUUUUUCAUGUAUCGUGGGUAUUUAUAGAACGCUGGGGAAUAGUCGCGAAGGCGGGUAUCCAUUGCGCGUUAAGAGCGCAGACUGCAGAGGUGCAUUAAAAUAUCUACGCACGUGUGAACCAAUUGAAAUGCGUAAAAUUUGAUAAAACAUAAAUGCCGCCAACUCCGCGCGCGUU
Messenger RNA from Vollenhovia emeryi, 1670 nucleotides. RefSeq lists its product as uncharacterized. The coding region runs from base 39 to 1388 and encodes 449 amino acids. Lineage: Eukaryota; Metazoa; Arthropoda; Insecta; Hymenoptera; Formicidae. The transcript has 4 exons. The record is from RefSeq and is a predicted model, not a curated record.